GGCUGCAUACUUAAAAGAAUUCUAAACAAUGACUUUCAUUGUCCUUGGGAAGCUGCUUAGUGUUAUCUCUCGACAAGCACGUUCUCGAAAGGUCUUCGAAGGCGUUCAGUUGCCUGGUUGUACUUAAGGACCGACUGUAUUGCCUAUCCGCGCAAAUAGGCGCGCGGAACUAACAAAAUCAUAUUCCACAUUGCCCAUUUUGACAUAUUCUGUAGUCGGAGUGGAGAUUCCCCUGACAGGGCGAUUAGCCACGUUCAAUAAUUUCGAGGCCAAAGUUGGCAUGGAAAUGCAGAAACUUAAUAGAAAUCUUCCAUCAUGUGUCACGACUGGAGUCAGGAAUAUACCGAAUGUAACCACACAUCUAGAAAGCUCAUCAACUGCCCUACAUACUACAAACAACAGAGCUCUGCGAAGGGAUUCCUUGGCCGCCUAUUGUACGGCAACGUCAAGAAUAAGAAACACUGCGGCCAUCUCAUCCCUCAUCAUUCAGACCCAAGACCCUUUUGCGCCGAAUGUAGUAUCAGAGUUGACCAGCUUCGGGCUAAAUACGUUGGUGAGGGCGCGAUAAAAGUCUUUCGACCGGACCUAGACAAUGACUUCCGUCGCCCCUUUAAGAAAUACCGCGAGAAACGUAGACAGGCAGCUGAAUCACCUGAACUAGAGGCUUGUGUCGAGCAUGGCAAGCACAAGUGUAGAAAUGUAACAAUGGAUACCAUACAUAGUGUAUGGGUACCUGAACUAUAUCACCAUCCAGAGAUGUUAGCGAAGAAAAAAACAUAUAGCCGAACAAGGGAGGCGGCGCUACAGACGAGUUCUUCGCCGUCGAACAAGCCGUCCGCCCCGAAAUAUUGCUCGCAUAAAACCGCCAAAAGAGAAAAAAAGCCGCGAGUGUCGCAAGUGCACGAGCGAAGCCCGAAGCAGAAGUCGAAACAUACCCAUAAGUAUACCCGUCGUGAUCCUGAAGACAAAACUUUUGUCCUAGGUCACUCACAGCUUCCCCGGGGACCAGCAAGCUCAGUACCAACGAAUCGCUACCGAAAUCGUAGGGAUGUUACCGGAAAUGGAUCACCUAUGUCACCUGCCCCAGAGCCUCCUCCUAAAUCACCGCGUCCGCGGAUAAGGUACAAUGCUGGAGGUAGUUGGCCGGAGUCAAAGCAAUACUCGAUUUCUCGCAAACCUUUGCCAUCUAUACCACGACCUAUCGAACUACUAAGGUCAGAGUUAUCCAACGAACACCGGGGCUUGCCUCAAAAUGCAGGGCAGGUUUACAGCAACAGCCCUUCAAAGCCGCCUCCUGACUCUAUACCGCUACCGGCGUAUCAAGUGUAUCUAAACGCUCUCAGGAACCCUGGUCCAGAUUUCGAGAGGAUAGAACGACUGCCUAGACCGCCGCCGAAGAAGAAAAAAUGCAGCCACAUCACGGAAGAGUUGAGGAAUUCGGGGCUGCGUAAGAUGAUGAGAAUCGCACCGUCCAGUCCAGACUCAGCUAUUAGCGAUGUCAGUUUCAUGUGCCAAGAUUCGAAGAGGUUGACCAAUGACGUGUCGGCCGCUAAUAGAAGGUGAAUCGAAUAUACCUAAUUCUAACACCAUUUGACCUCUGUACCAUCCCAUCUUCAUCUAGUAAGUUUCCAAUUAAAAGAUUCCCUAAGACUUUCGGGUUAUAUAAACACAGAUGAGUAACAUAUGGGAAUUGUUGAUAUUUGCAUACGUACAUGUAUACACCGUAAAUAAGUUGAUACCCGAUCAAAUCUAGAUCAGAUUAGUUCAAUCCAAUUUAUACAAUAUAUGAUUUCUUGGUUUGGUCGUUGUAAUAUACUGGUUCAGGUGAUUAGCCUAAGCUAGGUAUAUAUUUUGGUAUACCGCUCCUCUAACUCUAUAUACAUCUGUGUCGGAGAUGAAAGGGUAUUGGUUAAGGGGAGAGAUAGUUGAGAAUAAUUUCUCGAUCCACCUAAUUUAGCAAGAACCGCUUGCUU
This is a messenger RNA of Annulohypoxylon maeteangense, 1973 nucleotides long. RefSeq lists its product as uncharacterized. The record is from RefSeq and is a predicted model, not a curated record. The transcript has a single exon. The coding region runs from base 316 to 1563 and encodes 415 amino acids. NCBI's taxonomy places the organism in Eukaryota, Fungi, Ascomycota, Sordariomycetes, Xylariales, Hypoxylaceae.